AUGGGCUUCUCGGUCGCCGACUGCGAGUACGCGCUCGGCCAUUCGCUCGGCCAGUUCUCGGCGCUCGUGGCCACCGACGCCAUGCGCUUCGCCGACGCUGUCAAGCUCGUGCACUACCGCGGCAAGGCCAUGAUGCAGGCCAUGGAAGGUGCGUCGGAUCCAGGUGCGAUGGCUGCCCUCUUGCCUGCGACCGCCGAGACAGCCGACGCGAUCUGCGCCCGCGCCCAGAAAGAGACCGGUCUCGUUUGCCAGGUCGCCAACUACAAUUCGUGCAAGCAGGUCGUCAUUAGCGGUAACGCUGUGGCCGUCGACGCAGCGAUCAAGAUGGCCAAGGAGUUCAAGGUGCGCCGCGCUGUGCUGCUCGACGUCAGUGCUCCGUUUCAUUGCGCGCUCAUGCAGCCGGCGGCCGACAUGCUGGCACGCGCCCUCGAGAAGAUCAAGUUCAGCGAGCCGUCGAUCCCCGUCAUCUGCAACGUCACGGCCGAGACGUUGGCAGUCGAGGACAUGCGCGCGCGCUUGAGCUGGCAGGUCGUGGCCCCCGUCAAGUGGAGCCAAAGCGUCGACUUUUGUCUGCACCACAACGCGCCGCAGUUCCUCGAGCUUGGCUACGGCGGCGUGCUCACAGGCCUCAUCUCCCAGCACUCCAAGGACGCCAGCUGCCUGUCGCUGGGCACCAUGGUAGAACUCGAAGCCUUCAUGGCUGCCAAGUAGACAUGGCGCGGAUAGCAUGUCAACUCGACGUUUAUGUGAUUGCGCAGA
Messenger RNA from Saprolegnia parasitica CBS 223.65, 759 nucleotides. RefSeq lists its product as hypothetical. The record is from RefSeq and is a predicted model, not a curated record. Gene Ontology annotation, cellular component: mitochondrion. The transcript is spliced from 4 exons. The coding region runs from base 1 to 711 and encodes 236 amino acids. Gene Ontology annotation, biological process: fatty acid biosynthetic process. Gene Ontology annotation, molecular function: [acyl-carrier-protein] S-malonyltransferase activity. NCBI's taxonomy places the organism in Eukaryota, Oomycota, Saprolegniomycetes, Saprolegniales, Saprolegniaceae.